Messenger RNA from Eruca vesicaria subsp. sativa (arugula), 770 nucleotides. Lineage: Eukaryota; Viridiplantae; Streptophyta; Magnoliopsida; Brassicales; Brassicaceae. The record is from the annotation of a GenBank genome assembly.
CGUCUACGUUGACCAGUCGCUGCCUUAAUUACUCCGUCAAGAAAAACUCAGAUUUCAAAACCAAUCCAAAGAAGACCUAAUUGUUCAGUGCGUGUCCUCUUCACAACUCCAUCGCAAUAACAACAGCUUCUGCUCGACUUUGAAUCGAUUUGUUUUCAGACCUUUGAAGCCGAACAAAACUCUAGCAGUUAUCCUUUAAGAGAGUCGCAGAGUGUGAAAGAAAUCAAACAGAAUUCAUAAUGGCUCAGAAGCUUGAAAUGAUCAGAGGUGGAGGAGGAUCAAUCAAAAUAGGAGCAACAGGAACAGUCGCAACUCUAAUGACUCGUGAGCUAGACUCCAUGAAACAGCCUUCGCCUCAGACUCCCACAACAAGACCCGUUAGAACAACUAUUCCUGUCUCUGUAGACUGUGGCACAUCUUCGUCCACUCCAAGAAGACCAAAACCAAGAAAAUCGUCAGACGAAGCUAGCAGCAGCAAUGCUAGAACACCAAAGGGUCACAGCACCAAAAGCACUCAUCAGCUUCCAAAUGUUGGGUCUGAUAACCUUAAAACACCAAAGGGUCACAAUGCAAAAAGCAGUACUCAUCAGCUUCCAAUGCUUGGCUCUGAUAAUGUAUCGUUGCAAGGAACUCCUAGAAGAGAGAAGAGAAUGAACAUUGUGGAUAUUGUGGAUGUGAAAUGCGGGAAUCCAGAUCGAGCUUGGGCUAAUCCCAUAACCAGCCGACUCAAGAAGCUUGGAUUCUCUAAACUCAAUGAGAGCAUUGGUUAA